UUUUUAAAAUGAAAAAAAUUAGUAUUUUAAAUAAUUUUGCUAUAAUAAUUAUUAUUUUAAAAUCGAAAAAAAAAUGGAUGAUGGUUAUUCCACCGCCGAACAGAGUGUGCUGACGUGAACAUCACACUGAUAUUCUUUGUUUUGUUUUCUGGGAUUGGAUGAAGAAUGUUGAGAAUUGAAUUGUGGAAUAUAUUAUAGGCUCUAGAAUUAUUUUUUUCCAUGUAAAUGAAUUUCUCGUCGUUUUUAUGAGGGAGAGUUCCACUCAUUCAUGGCUUAUUCCUCUUCUUGUUGUCGUCUAUCCUCUCUCACACACAGGAGAUUUUGUUUGUGUAUAGUUGCUGCUUCCUAGCUUCGGCAACAAGUGGCUGAUAGGUUGAUGGUGCAGUCUCUUUGGAGCAAUGGUGAUUCCAAUAGCAGUGUCGCUGGUGGUGAUUCUCAUAGGGUUGGCUUAUAAGGCCGUAAAGCCGCCACCUCCUAAAAUAUGUGGAUCCGUAGGUGGUCCUGAAGUAGCUUCACCCAGAGUGAAGCUCAGUGAUGGGAGGCAUUUGGCCUACCGAGAAUUUGGUGUUCCAAAGGAAGAAGCUAGGUACAAGAUCAUUGUCAUUCAUGGUUAUGACAGUUCCAAAGACACAAGUUUACCAGUUUCUCAAGAACUUGUUGAAGAUCUAGGGAUAUAUUUCCUCCACUUUGACAGAGCAGGUUAUGGUGAAAGUGAUCCACAUUCGUUACGUUCUGUGAAGAGUGAAGCAUAUGAUAUUCAAGAACUAGCUGAUAAAUUGGAGAUUGGUCAUAAGUUUUAUAUAAUUGGUAUGUCAAUGGGAGGUUACCCUGUUUGGAGCUGCCUAAAAUACAUUCCACACAGAUUAUCAGGAGCAGCCUUGGUGGCUCCAUUUAUAAGCUAUUGGUGGCCUUCUUAUCCUGAAAAUCUACUAAGAGAAGCAUUUCUGAUGCUACCUCACUCAGACCAAUGGACUUUUCGAGUUUCACAUUAUGCCCCUUGGUUGUUCUAUUGGUGGAUGACUCAAAAAUGGUUCCCUUCAUUGACUUUGACAAAUUUGUUGUCUCCUGAUGAUAUAGAGAUCGUGAAGAGCUUGUCAGAACUCCAAAACACUGGCCAGGAGAGGAUAACUCAGCAAGGUGAAUAUGAAUCAUUACACCGAGACAUAAUGAGUGCUUUUGGAAAGUGGGAAUUUGGACCAACAGACAUAACAAAUCCGUUCCCUGAUAAUAAUGGUUCGGUUCACAUAUGGCAAGGCUUUGAAGAUAGGAUCAUUCCCUACACGCUGAACCGUUACAUCUCUCACAAAUUACCGUGGAUUCGUUAUCAUGAGCUUCCUCAUGCAGGACAUCUAUUUCUCUUCAAGAAAAAUGAAUGUGAGUCUAUUAUCAGAGCACUUGUACUCACAUGAUAUUUCGUAAUAUGAUGUAGUGUGCGGAGUAAACCAUUGGUCUUGUGAAUGCGAUGGCAACAAAACUUUGUAAGCAGUUACGAUAUAUAUUUUUUUAAAUCUUAAGAGUUGUUCUUAUUUUUACAAUA
Glycine soja is the source of this 1537-nucleotide messenger RNA. RefSeq lists its product as uncharacterized. The record is from RefSeq and is a predicted model, not a curated record. NCBI's taxonomy places the organism in Eukaryota, Viridiplantae, Streptophyta, Magnoliopsida, Fabales, Fabaceae. The transcript is spliced from 5 exons. Bases 399 to 1409 code for a protein of 336 amino acids.